UCUAGUUAUAUAAGGUUUGAAAGGAGGAAUAGCAAAGCAUAGUUUUGGAGGAGUGAGCAAUAGUUCAAACGGUCUUCUCUGCAUGUCUGCUUCUGCACUUGUUCCAGCAGAACACUUAUUGCAGCUGAAAUUAUGUAUCCCAUGCUUCAAAUAUGCUCAAUUUCUCCCAAUACUAAUAAAACACAUACCAAGCAAAGCCCACAUUUAUGUGAACGGAGUUGGGUGGUAAACCAAACUGAUUUUAGGAGGUGCUCCAGUGGUCCUUUACUCCCCUAGCAAGGUUGUAUGAUUCGCCACACAUGAUAUUCAUCCGCACCGUUGAAGAACGCUCAAGUCUACGGCGCUGGCGGAAGGACACAAUUUCUAACGUCAUCGUUGUGCUUCGGUUAUCGCCAAGCAAAAAUGUCUGCCUAAGGGAAACUCGCAAGUUACAUAGUGGAUAUUUGCAAAAUUCAAUCGCAAAAGAUACCGAUUUCAUUAUCUUUCCGACUCGAAACAAGGAAACCUACGCCGUCACCGGCACACCCGAUCGCCCUAGUUGGAUUUUUGACAGCAGAAAAGAUUUAGUAAAGGAUCGUAAGGAUGAACCCUCAGCAGCGGAUUGCCGCUAUCGGGACGGAUAAGGAGCUGAGUGAUCUGCUGGAUUUUAGCGCGAUGUUUUCUCCACCUGUAAACAGUGGGAAAACUAGGCCGACCACUCUUGGAAGCAGCCAGUUCAGCGCAUCAGGUAUGGAUGAGAGGACAAGCCAGGCAUCAUGGGCCUCAGGUGGCCAGUCCAGCCCGUCCUAUGAGUCCUCUAGGGGGUUUGAAGACAGCACUCAUUAUGCUGAUCACUUGAGUGACAGUCGAUUAGUGUCCCAUGAAGGAUUGUCCCCAACACCUUUCAUGAGCUCCAGCAUAAUGGGCAAAUCUGAGAGGCCUCCAUUCUCUGGCUAUGGGAGAGAGCCAGGCGUCUCUGGAUGCCAGGCCAGUCUGAGGUCGGACAUGGGACUGACGAGCCCAGGGCCUGUCACCACCUCUGGGAAGUCGCCCACUCCGUUCUACUCUUUUACUGGCUCCAAUCCACGAAGACGCACCCUUCAGGACUCAGCUUCACUGGAUCCUCUGCAAACAAAGAAAGUGCGCAAGCCCCCUCCUGGCCUGCCUACAUCUGUGUAUGCACCAUCUCCCAGCUCAGAUGACUUCAACAGAGACUCUCCAUCCUACCCGUCCCCCAAACCCCCCAGCAGUAUGUUCGCAAGCACUUUCUUCGAUGGGGCCCACAAUUCCUCUGAGCUGUGGAACUCAUCCAAUGGGAUCAGCCAGCCAGGCUAUGGGGGAAUGCUGGGAGGAUCUUCAUCUCACAUGCCACAGUCUGGAAACUACAGCAACCUGCACUCACACGACCGCCUGAACUACCCGCCACACUCAGUGUCGCCCACAGACAUCAACGCUAGCCUGCCACCCAUGUCCAGCUUCCACCGCAGCAGUGCCAGCACCUCACCCUUCGUCACCGCAUCUCACACUCCACCUGUCAACACCGCAGAGGGAGUCAUGGCUGCUGCCAACCGAGGGAACGCCACUGGAAGCUCUCAGACUGGAGACGCGCUGGGAAAAGCCCUGGCUUCGAUUUAUUCUCCUGACCACACCAGCAGUAGUUUCCCCUCAAACCCUUCCACUCCAGUGGGCUCUCCCUCUCCUCUGACGGCUCAGGCGGGCGCUGCCACAGCAGGUACAGUGGUGACGGCCAGCGGCCCCACAGGAAGGGCAGGUACAACUCAGUGGCCUCGCGCAGCUGGACAGACACCUUCUUCUCCGAACUACGAGAGCUCCCUCCACUCUCUGAAAAAUCGUGUGCACCAGCAGCUUCAUGAGCAUCUGCAGGAUGCCAUGUCCUUCUUAAAGGAUGUCUGCGAGUCUCGGAUGGAGGACCGGCUGGACAGGCUGGACGAUGCGAUCCAUGUCCUGCGGAAUCACGCCGUGGGCUCGACUGCCGCCCUGUCUAGUGACAUCCACAACCUUUUGGGACAAGCGCACAACGGGCCAAUUUCAGCCAUUGGCACCAAUUUCCCCGCUUCUGGAUUGGUCACCAACCGAACAGCACAAAUGGGCUCUGUUCACCGCGAAGAGACCGUCAGCCUGAACAACAACCACGGUGGCCUGCAGGCCAGCGCUGGUCCCACCUCCAGCUCGGAGCUCAACCACCAGGCAGAAACGUUCAGAGGAAUCGCUAGUGCUCUGGCCGGUCAGGUUGCUCCUCCUCUGGACCUGAAGGUUGAAAGUCAAGAAAAGGAUGACAUGAACGAUAACCACUCCUCAGACGACCUCAAAUCAGACGACGAGAGUGAUAAAAGGGAUUUAAAGCAGAAUCGGGGAAGCACUCGACCAAGCAGUAUCAAUGAAGACGAGGACCUGAACCCCGAGCAGAAAGCGGAGCGCGAGCGCGAGAGGAGGAUGGCCAACAACGCUCGCGAAAGGCUGCGAGUCCGGGACAUCAACGAGGCAUUCAAAGAGCUGGGCCGCAUGUGUCAGCUGCACUUGAAGAGCGAGAAGCCCCAGACCAAACUGCUCAUACUUCACCAGGCCGUCGCCGUCAUUCUCAGCCUCGAACAGCAAGUCAGAGAGAGGAACCUAAACCCCAAAGCAGCCUGCCUUAAGAGGAGGGAGGAGGAGAAGGUGUCAGGGGUGUCAGGUGACCCCCAGCAAGCCCAUCCGCCUGUGCACCCGGGCCUCACAGACACAUCCAACCCCAUGGGCCAUCUGUGAACAGCCAGAUCAAAUGGAUCCCGAUGGCGUGUGUUAGACAGAGUCGGUGACCUUGCUUUCCACGGGCGGACAGGACUCACAGUUUGUGACACAAAUUUGAAAAGACAGACCACUCGAAGCAAAAUUCCACCGUUAAGCAAUCCUG
Molecule: messenger RNA, 2890 nt
Organism: Megalobrama amblycephala (Wuchang bream)
Lineage: Eukaryota; Metazoa; Chordata; Actinopteri; Cypriniformes; Xenocyprididae
Gene: tcf12
Product: transcription factor 12
Exons: 21
Coding region: 583-2745 (720 amino acids)
Biological process (GO): regulation of transcription by RNA polymerase II
Cellular component (GO): transcription regulator complex
Molecular function (GO): DNA-binding transcription factor activity, RNA polymerase II-specific; protein dimerization activity; RNA polymerase II cis-regulatory region sequence-specific DNA binding
Source: RefSeq, a predicted model, not a curated record